AUGAACCCAAUCUACGAUACCUACGUUUCCCCUGUUCCUUCAAUCGCUUCUUCUGUUCAACAACGUGACACCUCCAUUUCAGCAACAACAAAAGCGAUCGAUCAACUUGCAUGUCAAUUCAUGACGAAACUCAAUGAGCGUGCGACGGCAUUCGCGAAUGGAGCCAACUUUGAUCUUGCUUUGCGCGAUGCAGCCCUUAUGCGAGUCAUUACUCCAACGUCGUCACUUGGCUACUUGAAAGCAGGCACCAUUUACCAGCAACAAGGACGACAGCAACAAGCAGCAUCAAUGUAUGAAAAAGGACUUGCCAUGGUGCCAUCAUCGGAUGAAUGUUACGCCGACCUCCAAAAGGGACAUGCUGAUGCAGAGAGUGCUGCCAACAACCGUGUCGAUUUCAUUACUCAACUACCUUUGGAGAUUGUCGUAUCAGCCAUCUUGCCUUUGUUAUUUGACGAAUGCAUGGAAGCAGAUACUCCUUGCCCUUAUCUUUAUGUAUCACGCACAUGGCGACAACGUAUGUUGGCAUGCAACAACCUGAGCUUUUAUCACGAGGAGCUGCACGAGGGCCCUCCAGGACACAUGCGUGAGCUGAAACGGUUUUCACACCAUGUGAAGACGUUGUCAAUGGAAUCAGGGUGGAUGGACGUACUUGAGAACUCGCUUUCCAUCUUCGACACAUGCAAAUUCCCCAAUCUCACCAAGUUGACAAUCAAGUACUAUGGUUAUUGGGCAGGCGAUGUUACAUAUGCACUUGAAUCUGUGAGCCAGACUGUGACGGAUUUAUCCCUGCAUACGGAGGAGCAUCAAACGCCUGAUAUUCAUUUGGCUGUUGUACUCGAUCUUUGCCCGCGCCUUGUAUCGUUGAAUCUUACGGCUUGGGACAUUCUCGAUCUCAAUGAGCAAUAUCCAACAUUGACGCAUCUCACCAUGAACAUCUUGUGUGAACGGCUUUCGCAUGAUACGAUGAUCAACCUUCUCUCUCAUCUUCCAUCACUCGUGCUACUUGAUAUUUUCAUCUUCCCUGAGACCCAAUUUCUCACAAGCCUCCGCCAAUAUUGCCCACACAUGAAGCUACUGAUGUGCGGUGGUCACCACAUCUUCCACCAUGACAACUACAAUCGGCAUGUUGAAGGCUUGCAAAAGCUAUGUCUUGGAUCUAUUGUUGACGACGACGAACCAUACGAUGGUAACCAUCUCAUCCCACUACUACGUGAUAACCAUCAAUCUCUCGAACACAUCGUCUUGGUGGGAGGCAUUACAAUGGACGAAGGAGACUUGGAUUCAUCCCUGGAAUUCAAUCGCUUGGAGGAACUUGAGGUUGAUGCCUAUAAUGACGACCUAUCUAUACUCGCCAUAUGGAUCAUCCGUCGAUCAUCACAUCUCCAUCGGGUCAAGAUAUGCAAUCAUGUUGGAAUCAAUGAUGAUGAUUUAUACAAUGCAUUGAAAGGAUUGAAGGAUUUGCGCAUGCUUUCAGCAAGAACGCUCGGACGUCAUUCGACGUGGUUUGGCAAUUUACUUGAAUACCAUGUACAGCUUGGGCAGGAUUCACCAUUGAAGGAGCUAAAGGUUGCCAUGGAUGACCAUGUAUCGACAUUUUCAUGGAUGGAUGCAAUUGCCGGAUUGAGAAGCUUGCAAAAGCUUGUGAUAUCAACAGUCGGAAUCGCAACACCUGCUGCAUACUUUUCCAUUAUUGCAAGGAUUACCAAGAGAUGCCCCUCACUAUCGUACCUUGAGUUGGACUUUGGUCGUAAUCCAGCACCUGAAGGAUUCAUUUCCCAAAUCAAUGAUUGGUCUACGCUCCAAUGCCUCCAUGUCCAUGCUUCAUCAAUCAGUGCCAGAGAUAUCAUUCGCCUGUUGUCGUUUGCCAACCUCAAGAAUGUCAUCAUCGUCGCACCUGUGGAAGACUACCUGAUUCACUUGUUACGAAAGCACAUACCAUAUGUGGAUCAGCAACCUCGUUAA
Lichtheimia ornata is the source of this 1962-nucleotide messenger RNA. RefSeq lists its product as uncharacterized. NCBI's taxonomy places the organism in Eukaryota, Fungi, Mucoromycota, Mucoromycetes, Mucorales, Lichtheimiaceae. The coding region runs from base 1 to 1962 and encodes 653 amino acids. The transcript is spliced from 2 exons. Gene Ontology annotation, molecular function: protein binding. The record is from RefSeq and is a predicted model, not a curated record.